AUGGCAUGUUCGGAUGAAGAAAUCGGUAGUUGUGCAUAUGCCACAAUUGUCUCUCACGAUGGUCGAGCUAUCACCAUUGAUGGUCAUCGUCGAGUUCUUCUCUCUGGUUCUAUCCACUACCCUAGAAGCACUCCUGAGAUGUGGCCGGAUCUUAUCAAAAAGGGCAGAGAAGGAGGUCUCGAUGCAAUCGAAACUUAUGUUUUCUGGAACGCACACGAACCUACUCGUCGUCAAUAUGAUUUCUCUGGAAAUCUAGAUCUUAUUCGGUUUUUGAAAACAAUUCAAGAUCAAGGGUUUAUGGAGUUCUUCGCAUUGGUCCAUAUGUUUGCGCCGAGUGGAAUUACGGGAUUCCCUGUGUGGCUGCACAACAUGCCCGGAAUGGAAUUCAGAACUACUAACACUGCGUUCAUGAAUGAAAUGCAAAACUUCACAACUAUGAUAGUAGACAUGAUUGAAAAUGAGUAUGGAAAUGUGAUUGGAUCGUAUGGGGAGGCGGGUAAGGCA
Messenger RNA from Eutrema salsugineum, 504 nucleotides. Its product is annotated as beta-galactosidase 15. Gene Ontology annotation, molecular function: beta-galactosidase activity. NCBI's taxonomy places the organism in Eukaryota, Viridiplantae, Streptophyta, Magnoliopsida, Brassicales, Brassicaceae. Gene Ontology annotation, cellular component: cell wall; vacuole. The record is from RefSeq and is a predicted model, not a curated record. Gene Ontology annotation, biological process: carbohydrate metabolic process.